AUGGCAGAAGGUGAAGCAAAGGAAAAAACGCCUUACAUUAACGAGACUCUCCCAGAACGCUAUUGUGAAUGCUGGGAAAGCGAGGACGAGGACGAACCGGGCGACCCUGACUGCGGCUGUGGCGAGGAGCGUGAAAUUGUUGACUGGCGCUGGAAGUUGCCGCGGAAGUCCCCCAGGUGGGCUGACUUAUUCGAGGACGGAAAGCUCGUCGUGUUCCAUCCCCUUUUCAGUUCUGGAUCUGCUACCGUCAGGGGAAACAUUGUUUUAAAACGGAACUAUAAUUAUUACUGGGAGGUGAAGAUGAUGACCCAUCCUUAUGGCACAGAUGUAAUGGUCGGUGUUGGCACUCGAAACAUUCCAGAAACUGUACGUGAUUAUACCUCAUGUAUUGGUAAUAGCCACGACUCUUAUGGCUUAUCAUACACCGGAGCCAUAUGCCAAAACAAAGAAGUUGUUGAUGAUUGCCCUGGAUUCUGCAAGGGAACCAUCAUUGGUGUGAUGGUGGACAUGUUUCGUGGUACACUGGAAUUUUAUCUCAACCGUGAACCCCAAGGAGUCACCUUUACAGACCUCCUACGCCACAAGACACUGUACCCAGUGGUGAGCUCAACAGCCGCAUUGUCAGCUCUUAGACUGACAUAUGCUUCAUCUUGGGAGUCCUCCCUGAUGGUCAAUUCUGCAAGGAUGCUUGCUGCUUCUGAGUCAGGAUUGAAGUUUUUAGAAAACAUGCCACCAGGUCUCGUUUCAACGAUGGAUGAACACUUUUGGCUUGUAAUGCUGAGUGCCGGCAGAGUGGAGCCCCGCCCAAUCAGAAAACGGGUCAGAGAGUGUAGAAGAUUCUAG
Molecule: messenger RNA, 843 nt
Organism: Spodoptera littoralis (African cotton leafworm)
Lineage: Eukaryota; Metazoa; Arthropoda; Insecta; Lepidoptera; Noctuidae
Source: the annotation of a GenBank genome assembly